Molecule: messenger RNA, 1452 nt
Organism: Aspergillus brunneoviolaceus CBS 621.78
Lineage: Eukaryota; Fungi; Ascomycota; Eurotiomycetes; Eurotiales; Aspergillaceae
Exons: 4
Coding region: 1-1452 (483 amino acids)
Source: RefSeq, a predicted model, not a curated record
AUGAUAACAAGCAAGCCAGCCAGAAGCAGAGAUCGACCUUGUGCAUCACACUUCGAGUUUAUCUCCGUCAUGGGUGACAAUGUAGCCGGAGAUGCAGCCACGCGGCGACGCGUUCGCAGCCACGCGAUGGUCGACUAUCGCCGACGAACCGCUAAACCCAAGCGAAAGGAAACCAUUGCUAUUGAGUUUGAUACGAACCCGCUGCUGCAGGGCUCUGCUUCGUUACCUCUGCCUUUUUCUCCGCCAUUGCAUGAAAAGCAGCAGUCCUGCACAGAUGGCUCUGUCGCGUUAGCUCCGCUCUCAAUGCUGGAUGCAAGCCGAUCGGACCCCUUCGAAACAUUUCCGAUCGAUCGCGAUCGCCGAGCUCGUCGGCUCUGGGACCAUAUGUACGAUGGAACUUGUUCCAUGUUUCGAACCAUGCUCGACAUCGGCUUCCUCGAUGUCGUCCGUGAAACCAUCGCUCUAUCGCAACUGUUAUCAGCCUCGUCGAAACACCUGGGACAUCUAUACGCCGACGAUAGCAGCACGGAUCACUACAGAUACACCGUUCAUGCGACAACUCUCCUGCAGCAGCGUCUAGGAGACCCCGCAACUUGUGUUUCCGACGAGGUGGUCGUUGCUGUGCUGGCCUUCUGUUGUUAUGCUAACAUGACGCGGGAUCCAAAGCUUUUGAACGUCCACAUGGAUGGUCUAUCCCGUAUCCUUGACUGCAGAGGUGGCGCCCAGUCUCUCGACUCUAACCCGCUGCUGAGGACCAUGCUGUAUUGGGUGGAUGUCAAUGGCGCAUAUAUUCAAGACAGUAUGCCUCGAUACCAACAACCUCUAGCGAUCCUGGCCGGUCGCAGUAAGCUCACCAUAGCCUCGUAUCGGUUCGACUUAUCGCUUGAGAGCGGAACGAACCGCCACGUCUUUGUCUCAUAUAUCCGUCAGAGCCUUGCCGAGUUACAUAUGAUCAUGCUGUCCGAGUUAUUGAAACGGGAUCUCUGGUCUGACGUUCUGUUUCCCGGUUUUCACAUCUCACCGAUUCUACACAUUCUGCUGUCACACCCACGUGCCACAGUCCACGAUACCAUAGAGUCGCGUGUGAUGGAAUGCUUCCGGCUAGCUACGGUCGUGUAUCUCACAGAGCUUCGUGGGAGAUUUGGUUUAGACACCAUCCCUGGCCUGUUAUACGGAUCUAGGUUACAUUUACUCUUGCAUGAUAUGGAGCUCUCUCUGCUCUCGACGAGUCAUCAGAUCUACCUUGUCUGGGCAUUGACAGUCGGGUCUUGUGCUUCAUGUCUAAGUGAAGAAUUGCAAGGAACGUUUGUAGGCUUGCUUGGGAAAAUGAUUGUAUUCAUGGGAGUGGCUGAAUUUACUGACUAUCAAGAUCUUAUUGGACAGUUCCUCCGGAUUCCCGACGCUUUGUUUUGUUCACUGGAUGCGCUGGAGGACCAGCUAUUCUUUCCGUGA